UUUUAAUCCUGUUGGUGCUCAUAAAACAGGUUUAAUUGGUGAAGAUCCUAUUGGUAAACCAAAUAAUCUUAUGCCAUACAUUGCACAAAUAGCUGUUGGUCGUUUACCAUAUGUUAAUAUUUUUGGUACUGAUUAUGAUACUGCAGAUGGUACAGGUGUUCGAGAUUAUAUACAUGUUGUUGAUGUAGCCAUAGGUCAUAUUGCAGCAAUGAAACAAUUUGAAAUGAAUUGUGGUUUAAAAAUUUAUAAUCUUGGUACUGGUAAAGGUUAUUCUGUAUUAGAAAUGAUUAAAACAUUAGAAAAAGCAUCAGGCAAAACAAUGUCUUAUAAAGAAUGUUCUCGACGUCCAGGUGAUCUUGCAACUGUUUGUUUAUGCUGA
Molecule: messenger RNA, 379 nt
Organism: Rotaria sp. Silwood1
Lineage: Eukaryota; Metazoa; Rotifera; Eurotatoria; Philodinida; Philodinidae
Source: the annotation of a GenBank genome assembly